AUGGCACCACAGAAAGACAAGAGAACCACCUGGAAGUUUAAUUUGGACCUUACUCAUCCCAUAGAAGAUGGGAUUUUUGAUUUUGGAAAUUUUGAACAGUUUCUGUGGGAGAAGGUUAAAGUCAAUGGGAAAACUGGAAAUCUUGGGAAUGUUGUUCACAUUGAACGCUUCAAUUAUAAAAUCACAGUUGUUUCUGAGAAACAGUUCUCUAAGAGGUAUUUGAAAUAUCUUACCAAGAAAUACCUUAAGAAGAAUAAUCUUUGUGGUUGGCUUCAUGUGAUUGCAUCUGACAAGAAAAUUUAA
Marmota flaviventris (yellow-bellied marmot) is the source of this 303-nucleotide messenger RNA. NCBI's taxonomy places the organism in Eukaryota, Metazoa, Chordata, Mammalia, Rodentia, Sciuridae. The record is from RefSeq and is a predicted model, not a curated record.